This is a messenger RNA of Trichogramma pretiosum, 2115 nucleotides long. Its product is annotated as RNA-binding protein 28. Gene Ontology annotation, molecular function: RNA binding. The transcript has 5 exons. The record is from RefSeq and is a predicted model, not a curated record. Lineage: Eukaryota; Metazoa; Arthropoda; Insecta; Hymenoptera; Trichogrammatidae. The coding region runs from base 210 to 1991 and encodes 593 amino acids.
UUAGCGUCUAGCGACCACCACCGGAAAAAGUAGAAAGAGAAGUGGAAGACCAUGUGCUCGGCCCUUUUUUGUUGAUUAUAUCGCUAAAAAAUUAGUCUCACGUUUUACCUGUUGUGACAGUGCAUUAAAAUUGUUUACCGAAGGCAACAUCUAAAGUAGAAGCAGUUGUUUUUUAUUACUACCUGUCGUACUCAAACAACGUACGAAACAUGGGCUAUAAAAGUAAGGUUAAGAAGGCAAGAAUUGUCGUCAGAAAUUUGCCUUUCAGUGUCACCGAUGAGCAAAUAAAAGAAAGAUUUAGUCAAUAUGGUGGAAGAAUUUAUGAGCUCAAUCGUUUAUCCAAAAAUGGCAAACCCACCGGCUGCUGUUUUAUUCAGUUCGACGCUGUAAAUGUGGCUGCAAAAGCCAUACGCCAUGAAAACGAUUCGUUAUUUGUAAACAGAAAAAUUAUUGUGGAUUGGGCAGUACCCAAAAAUAAAUUCCAGCAGCCAGAAGUAAAAAAAGAGGAUGAGACAAACGAAGAUUGUAAACCAGAUAUUAGUAUUAUUGAUGUUGAGUCCCAGGAACAAAAAGAUGAUGACAGUGUAACUGAUGUAAAAGUGAAUGAUUUUAAAUCUCAUAAACAAGACAAUGAAGACAGUGACGAAGACAGUGAUGAAGAUGUAAAACCAAAUGACAUUAAAUCUGAAGAUUCUGAUGACGAUGAUGAUAAUGAAGAAGAAGACAGUGAAACAGACGUUAAAGUUAAAGAUGAAGAACCUCAACAACCACGACAACUGUCAAAUGAUGUAAAUGAAGGUAGAACAGUUUUCUUAAGAAAUGUUCCUUUCCAAGCAACAAAUGAAGAUCUUAAAAAUUGUAUGAGUCAAUUUGGACCUGUUGUGUAUGCUGUAAGGUGCAUCGAUGAGUUAACUGAACAUCCUAAAGGAACAGCAUUUGUUAAGUUUGUGAAUCCUGAGGAUGCUGAAAAAUGUUUAUCCGCUGGUACUGAGUUGACUCUCAGGGGACAAAUCCUUGAUCCUCAUAAAGCACUGAGUAAAGAGGAAGUGAAAGAAAAAAGUCAGGAAAAGAAACAAAAAAAGACAAAAGAUUCAAGAAAUCUCUACUUGGUCAAAGAAGGAGUUAUUCUUGCCUCAUUACCUGCUGCAAAAGAAGUUUCAGCACAAGACAUGGAAAAACGAUUAGCACUGGAAAAAUGGAAGUCUCAAAUGCUUCGUAACCUUGCAAUGUUUGUUUCACGAAAUCGUCUUGUUUGUCAUAAUUUACCUCCAUCAUGUGAUGAUAAAGCUUUGCGACAGAUAUUUCUUAAAUAUGGUGGUCCACAAGCUUGUAUUACGGAGGCUAAAGUAAUGAGAGACCUGAGAAAUCUUGAUGAUAAGGGUAAUGCUAAAUCGAAAGAGCAUGGAUUCAUCACAUUCACACGCCAUGAAGAUGCUCUCAGAGCGCUGAGAGCCAUUAACAAUAAUCCCAGUAUUUUUACACGUCAAAGGCGACCAAUUGUAUCUUUUUCAAUCGAAAAUCGUGCAAUGAUUAAUGCCAGAGCCAAUCGAUUGGAAAAAAGUAAAUUGAAUAACCCAAAUGCGAAUAAAAGAGCAAAUAGCGACAAAACUUCAGAUGCUGAACCAGACAAAAAAAGACAGAGGUUUGAUAAAAAAUCAAAAAUGAAUCAUGAUGGAACCAUGUCAAAACAGUUUGCUGGUACUGAAAGCAAACCUGGGUCAAAAGCACAUAUGGGCAAAUUUUUCUUACGAAAACAAGCAAAGAUACAUAACGAAAACAUAAAAGAAAAGAAAAAGCAAAUAAAAUCAAAAAAGCAAUUAACUGAAAAGAUACGCGAUCAAGCUGCAAAAAGACGAGAUCCAAAGCCAAAGCAGGGUGCCAAAAAGGACAAAGACGAGAUGAACUUUAAUAAAAUAGUAAACAAAUAUAAAAAUCAAUUAGCAACAGCACAGUCGCAGGAGAAACGCUCAAAAUGGUACGAGUCAAAGUGAUUUUGACUAGUUUCAUGUUGUUCAGUUUUACUUUUGUAAAUACUGUACAUAUUAUUUGUUUGUAUUAACUUUCUAAGCAAUUUCCUGAAGGAUAGUUUUUAAUAAAAGUUUGUUACAAUAAAAA